Brassicogethes aeneus is the source of this 1761-nucleotide messenger RNA. The record is from the annotation of a GenBank genome assembly. NCBI's taxonomy places the organism in Eukaryota, Metazoa, Arthropoda, Insecta, Coleoptera, Nitidulidae.
GUUUUCGAAUUUCCAAUCAUUUUUGUUCUUGCGCGCUAUAGUUGCGUCACCCAGUAGCGCUAUUUAUUGUUAAAUCCGAUAACGCGCUUUUUUCCCCAUUUGAAUUUAUAAAUUACUCGAACAACAAGAUAUUGGUGCUAUUACUAAUUAUUGCUGUAAACCAACAACUUCAAAGUUCAACGCAAGAAGACAAUUUAGUUACAUUUUACAAAUAAGUGCAGACAUUAGUUAGUGUUAGUGUUUUGUGAUAUUUCAAUAUGUCCGUGAUUACAUCCAAACAGUGCGCUUGCAAGUGGAUCUUGAAACACCAACACAAACUGAAGCAAGCUGCUAGGGCUUGUCACUUGAAAGUCAAGGAAUCAUUGGGCUUAGACGAAACCAGGGCCUACGAGCCUUACGGAGAACCAAAUGAAUAUUUUAAGCGUUCAGAUUUGAGGACCACCUUGGCAGACCCCAGUCAGUUGAGAUCCAAACCAGACGUUAGCGAAGUUCAGUUUGGUCAAGUUUUCAGUGAUCACAUGCUCAAAGUAUUUUACCACAAGCAACUCGGCGGUUGGCAAAGACCUGUGAUAAUACCGUUCGAAAAUAUUUCCUUGCACCCUGCCGCCAAAGUUUUGCACUAUGCAGUUGAACUUUUUGAGGGCAUGAAAGCUUACAGAGGCGUAGACGGGAAAAUCCGUAUUUUCAGGCCCGACCUGAACAUGAAACGCAUGAACGCGUCCGCCAAAAGUUCAGGGUUGCCAACUUUUGACGGUGACGAGUUGAUCAAAUGCCUGAACAGGUUGAUUCAGGUCGAUCAAGAGUGGGUGCCGCACGCCACUGGCAGCAGCCUGUACAUCAGGCCUACUCUGAUUGGAAUUGAUGGUACCUUGGGGGUACAGCAAUCCGAAUCGGCCCUUCUCUACACAAUACUGUGCCCUGUGGGCAACUACUUUGCCGGAAAGGCCGAAGACGUUUCCCUCAUGGCCGAUCCAUCCUACACCAGAGCGUGGCCAGGUGGUUGCGGCGACAGAAAAAUGGGUUCGAACUACGGGCCCACCAUCAGAGUGCAAAGCCAAGCGUUGCUAAGAGGCAGGCAACAAGUCCUCUGGUUGUACGGGCCUGAUCACCAGCUUACCGAAGUUGGAACCAUGAAUAUUUUCAUGUUUUAUAUCGAUGAUAACGGAGAUAAAGUAUUAGCGACCCCACCUCUAAACGGUCUAAUUCUGCCUGGUGUCACCAGGCAAUCAAUUAUCCAACUUUCCCAAGAGUGGAAAGAAUUCAGGGUCGAGGAACGAAGUAUUACCAUGGACAACGUCCUCAAACUUGCUAAAUCGGAACGACUUCUAGAAAUGUUUGGUUCAGGAACCGCAGGUGUAGUAACUCCAAUAUCUUCGUUGGAGUACAUAGACGAACUGUUGGAAAUUCCAACAAUGUACCAAAGUAAACCCGUAUACAAAAGGCUGAAAGAAACCUUGUUUGCGAUUCAAUACGGAGAAAUUAUACAUCCUUGGGCCAGGCUUAUAGAAUAGACGUAGAAAUAAGCAGGGUUUACAACCUAAUUUCGACUGUGUUAUAUAGUGUUAAGUUUUAUUUAAUUGUUCCUAUUUCCUAUUAAGUAUGCGCGCACCUAUACAUUCCAAUCCAAUGGGAUAUUGGAGAAAUGCAUUUUUUGAUUUGUUAAGCGUUCAAAAUAAGAAAAUUAUUUUAAUUUCGCGAUUUUUUAUUACUAAUUUUUUCUUCGCUAAAAAUUAUUUUCUUAUUAUUUAUGUUUAACAGUAG